Molecule: messenger RNA, 1614 nt
Organism: Setaria italica (foxtail millet)
Lineage: Eukaryota; Viridiplantae; Streptophyta; Magnoliopsida; Poales; Poaceae
Exons: 1
Coding region: 67-1437 (456 amino acids)
Source: RefSeq, a predicted model, not a curated record
AGCCAGCCCCAAUCAAUUUUUCCAAUAAAUUCCCCCCAAGCCCCCAACCUUAACCAGUCGCCGCCCAUGGCGCCGUGGGCGGACCUGCCGCCGGACCUGCUCGCCCGCAUCGCCGACCGCCUCGGCCUCAAGUGCUACACCAGCGCGAGGGGCGCCUGCGCGGCGUGGCGCCGCGUGCUCGCGCCGCCGGCUCCGGCGCUCCUUCUCGUCGCCGGCGACGGGUGGGGGCAAUCGCGCCCCACCUUCGCCGCCUCCCUCCCCGCGCGGAGGUCCUUCGACCUCGUGCCCUUCAUCUCCUACAACAGCCGCUGCGUCGGCUCCAGCGGCUCCUGGAUCGCGCUCUCCGUCGUCCCCUACCUCGAGCGCCGCGCCGUCAUCGUCCUCCUCAACCCCGUCGCACCCGCGGAGGUCGUCCUGCCGCCGCUGAUCUACGACGCCAUCUGGGUGGUCUCCAAGGUCGUCUUCGCGCCCAGCCCCGCCAAGGACGAUUUCGUCGCCGCCGCCAUCUGCGACAGCGACAGGAUCGCGUACGUCACCGCCGGGGCGAGGAGGUGGGCCGUCCUGGGCCCCGUUUGUCUCGCUGAUGGGGACCAUUUCACCGACCUCGUCUACCAUGGCGAAGGCAAGGUCUACUGCCUCACCAGGUGCGGGAACGUGCAUGUCCUACACCUCCCUGAGCGCCGCCGCCGGCAACCUGCCACGGUAAAUGGUUCAGAGUUUUCUCUUCUCCAAACUCCUGAACACAUUCGAAGGUGGAUAUCUGCUCCUGGAGCUCCAGAUCCAAUGAAGGGAAUGGCGAUUGAUUUACUGCAGGAUGUAUCUGACCUGUUUAUGAGACGUUCACCUGAAUGUCAAGGAGAGGAUCUAAAUGAAGGAGCCACCAUCGAGCCCUUGUUGUCCGCAGGGAACGCUGGGUCCAACCCUGUCAUUGCCUUUGCUACGCCCUAUGACAUUGUGUCUGCGGUCACUGGUGCUAAGAACUUGGUGAUGUGCGAGGGUAAUCUGUACCAAGUCUGGAGGAACACAAGCUGCACCGUUUCUCUUCAGCUUCCUGGAGGAGGUCGGCGUCGCACCCUGGAGAAUGAGAUAUUUGUUCUAAGAUACUAUCCCCAGCGCCAGCCUUGCUGGGAUGUGGUGAAGGACUUGAGGGGCUACUCCUUUUUUAUUGGAAGGAACAAUGCAAUGUCAAUGUGUGCAGAGGGUGUGCCGGGAAUUAGGGCCAACUGCGUAUACUGGAUUGGUGGGAAUGGUGAGGAUCAGGGCAUGGUCUUUGACAUGGAAACUGGGAGGUCUACAUCUUGCAUAACUCCUGUCAUCACUGUACCUGGGCAUCAACAGCGUACAGUAUGCUGGUACUUAUUGAACGAUAUGGUUACCACCACCACCAGCAGCAGCAACAGGGGAAGAAGGAAUACGCCGACAGCAGCAACAGAAUGAAGUGAUCUUAGUCUUGCAGGAUCCAUGGUAUUGCGGAUAACCUUUCUAGUGUGAGGCAGUUUGCUUGAAUGUACUAUGUAUGUCUUUCUUUGUCAAUUGAUAUGAAUAAGUUUCAAUUUAUGUGGUAAUCUGGAUGAUCAUUCUACAGUGAGGCAGCAGUUUGCUUGAAUAUGCUUU